Messenger RNA from Polypterus senegalus (gray bichir), 2264 nucleotides. RefSeq names its product ceramide synthase 5-like. Bases 1 to 1197 code for a protein of 398 amino acids. Gene Ontology annotation, cellular component: membrane. The transcript is spliced from 10 exons. Gene Ontology annotation, biological process: ceramide biosynthetic process. Gene Ontology annotation, molecular function: sphingosine N-acyltransferase activity; DNA binding. The record is from RefSeq and is a predicted model, not a curated record. NCBI's taxonomy places the organism in Eukaryota, Metazoa, Chordata, Cladistia, Polypteriformes, Polypteridae.
AUGAAAUGGGAAUGGAUUAGACACCCUCCGCAGAAAGUGCCUCUCUGCGGAGAGCCCAUGAUCUGGAAUCCAAAAGACAAAAAGGAGAAGAGGAAGGCCAAGAACCACAUGGCACCGGGUCAUGGAGUGCUCUGUGCCAACAGGCGCUUUUGCAGGUCGCUUGUCAGUGGCACCUGGCAGCUCAGUAAUGCCCAUCUCUUGUAUUCCAGGUUCAUCGCCAAGCCACUGGCCUUUGUGCUGCGGAUACAGGCGAGCGGGCCAAGGAGGGUGCAGCCCAAUGCCAUUCUUGAGAAAGUGUUUACAUCGAUCACCAAGUACCCCGAUGGCCGAAGACUGGAGGGGCUCUCCAAACAACUUGACUGGGAGGUGCGAAAAAUCCAACGCUGGUUUCGGCAACGGCGUAACCAGGACAAGCCCAGCACCCUCACGAAGUUCUGUGAGAGCAUGUGGCGGUUUACAUUUUAUUUGUACAUAUUUUCAUACGGGUUACAGUUCCUCUGGCAGACACCGUGGCUCUGGGACACACGGCAGUGCUGGUAUGGUUACCCGUUCCAGCCCCUCACGCCCGGCCUCUACUGCUACUAUUUCACAGAGCUGGCAUUCUACUUGGCCCUCUUGUUCUCCCAGUUUACAGACAUUAAGAGGAAGGAUUUCUUCAUUAUGUUCAUCCACCACUUGGCGGCCAUUGGACUCAUUUCGUUCUCGUAUGCCAACAACAUGCUGCGGGUGGGCACACUGAUCAUGUGCCUCCACGACACCCCUGACUUCCUGUUAGAGGCUGCUAAAUUGGCCAACUAUGCCAAGUUCCAGAGGGCGUGUGAUGGCUGCUUUGUGGUGUUCAGCGCUGUCUUUGUCAGCACACGGCUCUUCAUCUACCCGUUCUGGAUCCUGAACACGACUUUGUUUGAAAGUUGGGAGAUCAUCGGACCCUACCCCUCCUGGUGGCUCUUCAACGGGCUUCUGGUGGUCCUGCAGAUCCUACACAUCAUCUGGUCCUACUUCAUCUUGAGGAUCGCUUACAAGGCCCUGGUUCGAGGCAAGGUGUCCAAAGACGACCGCAGUGACAUUGAAAGCAGCUCUGAAGAGGAGGACGGCAGCAACGGGCAGCGACCACUCAAUCCUGUUCCCGUGUCUGGCAAGAGAGAGAACGGGACCAACGGCCACCUGGCACCGGGAAGCUGGGCCCCCGAGCAGUGAGGAACACGGCCCACCUCCACCCCUCAGACACCCAACUGCCAACGCGCAGACGUCUAAGGAACUGACCAAAGCCGGCAAGCGUGGGCUGGCGUGCCCGCCUGCCUGGCGUUUUACGUCCCACUUGUGUGGACUGUGUGUGUGUGUGUGCGUGCGCGCGUGUGUGUGACUUGUCUCUUUUCUUUUUCGCCCUAACGCUUGUAGUGGGAGACUGAAUGAAUCCGGCAUGCUGUCCAGUCCGUCAUCGCCACCCCACGUGCUGCACUUGUGUUUCUUCAGUGACGGUGGGCACCCCAUUUUUGUCCACUUUGUCAAUCGUGAUGCUGGAUUGGGGGGGGGAGUGUAAGACACUUUUCUGUAUCGAUGUCUGCAUUGUGACACCUGCUGCUUUAGCUGGCAGCCCUUCUGCCCCUCUAUUUAUUGCAUGAACUUGUAACCCCCACCCCAAUAAACCUCCUUAUCCUCCAAGUGCCCAACCAAUAGGUGCACACAAAUAAAACUGUUUGGGAGAAAUUCUGGCAACUCACUGGUUUUGAUUUUUUGGGGGGGGGGCAGGCCUUGGAGGACACCUGCAGGUACCCACUUCUGACCCCAAAUCCCACUGUAACGGUACGGCAGCGUCGCCACCUGCUGGGCAGCAUGACAACUGCGGGUGGGGAGAACGGCGAGUGUUGCUGUGGGUGCAGCAGCUCAGCUUAGCUCCUCGAGGGCUUUUCCGUUUCUUUUACCUUAGCUUGUGCCAGUGCUGUCCCAUGCCUGGGCUGCAUUUAUUUAUUAAUUAGAAUGUGUUUCUUUUUUAAAGAAUAAUCUUGUUGGUUAGCGUGUGUUUAUGGGCAGGGGGGCAUGAUUUACACCAUUGCAUAUCCUGACCAAAGAAUCCCUCGUGUCCAAUCAGCCUCUUUGUGUUUUGUGCCCUUGAGGAGCUCGAGAAUCGACCGCUUCCUCCCUGCACCACCACCCACCACCACCAGAGGGCGCCCCCCUCUUUUUAUUCUUAGGUCCACGAGAUCCAAAUCAAGUGUUUUGUUGAAAUCUUUUUUCUCUUUAAUAAACUUCUUUUUAUAGCAGUU